Molecule: messenger RNA, 1313 nt
Organism: Olea europaea var. sylvestris
Lineage: Eukaryota; Viridiplantae; Streptophyta; Magnoliopsida; Lamiales; Oleaceae
Product: probable RNA-binding protein 19
Exons: 5
Coding region: 36-1298 (420 amino acids)
Molecular function (GO): RNA binding
Source: RefSeq, a predicted model, not a curated record
UCUCCCUAUAGUUGUGCUCAUAGAAGAAGAGCUACAUGAGAUUUAUUUUGGAGCCGUGUAGUGCUGAAGGAACUCUCACGAAGGGAAGACAACAUGACUUUUGUACAGCGUCUUCGACGUCACGAAUAUGCGUGAAGAACUUGCCAAGAUAUGUAUCAGAUGGCAGCCUCAGAGAAUUCUUCUCUCAGAAAGGCGAAGUCACUGACGCCAAGCUCAUGCGUACCAAGGAUGGGAAGAGCAGACAGUUUGGAUUUGUGGGAUACAGGACUGAGCAAGAAGCAAAUGAAGCCAUUAGCUACUUUCAUGAUUCUUUCAUAGAUACUUGCAAAAUUCAUUGCGAGAUUGCUCGGAAGAUUGGAGAUCUAGAAAUACCUCGUCCGUGGAGUCGCUACUCAUCAAAGAAACAGGAGAGUUCAUCUGGAGUGGAAAAUAAAUUAAAUGGUCCUAAAGGUUCUAAAAUUGUAGCAGCAAAGAGAGAGAUUAAGAAGAGGAAGAAGGAUGAUGGGAAUGAUGAUCCUCAAUUUCAAGAGUUUCUACAGGUCAUGCAGCCGCGCAGCAAGUCAAAAUUGUGGGCAAAUGAUGCCCUUAUAGCUCCCUCUCUUGAGAAAGGUAAAGAUGCUAGUAGCAGGAAACUCCAAGUAAAAGGUAGUCAUUGGAAAUUAGAUGAACCGAGCGCUCAGUUUGAGGGAACUGUGGGAAAUGAAAAUAUAUUGUUGGAGAAUCAAAAGGCUGUUAAAGCAGACAGUUUAGUUCACAAUGAAGUUGUAUCUGAUAUGGAUUACUUCAAGAGCAGAAUAAAAAAAGAGUGGUCAGAUUCCGAAAGUAAUGGUGAUGCUGAUGACUCUGAUGUGGAUGAUGAUAGUGAUUGGAGUGGUAAUUCUCUGAACAAAAACAACCAUGGUCCUGAUGGGGAUACAUUCAAACAGGAAAUUUCAGAAGGUGAGACUGAAGAUGUCUCCUCUGAAAUAUCUAGUGAGAAAAUAUUCCACUCUGACAAUCCAUCAUCAAGUACAAAAUAUGAGAAAGAACAAAUCCGUGAGACCGGCCGCCUUUACAUCCGUAAUCUGCCAUACACUGCCAUCGAAGAGGAGCUGGAAGAACACUUCAGAAACUUUGGUGACAUCUCAGAGGUCCAUAUUGUUGUUGAUAAAGAUACAAAACGGUCCAAGGGCACAGCAUUUGUUCUUUAUGCUCUUCCAGAAUCUGCUGCUAGGUAUAGCAUCCUGAGGUGGAACCCAGAAUUGUACCUUAUGCACCAUGACUUCAGCAUAACAGUUCCUCUUAAAUGUGCAAUUUAAUGAACUGGUUGUUAU